CUCCUUCACCCUCUUUAAUCUCAAUCUAACGCUAUAUAGCUGCUAAUAGCAGAUUGCUGCUAAUUAACAUAUUUACUUAACAUUUUAAGCACACUUAGUGCGAUAUUUUGUUUAGUACUUAAUUACAGUAUAUAAAUUACACAGAAGGAGAACGAUUAAUGAGAGUAACAGCAUGGAUACUGCUUACCCUUGUUCAUGCGCUUUCUGCCCCUUAAUCUUCCGCAAUUAAUGACUGCAGGCAUGUGGUGCUGGUUUAAUGACACUGUGGCCGAGAAGCGAAUUGGCGCCGUUAAGAAUAUGAUCCUUGGAAUACAAUCGCAGCGUAAUGUGCUUAAAGAGCGUGAGCGGCAUCUUCAGAAGCGGAUAAAGGAGUACAAUGCUGUUGCACGCAAGAGUAUUUGUGUAAAUCGAAAUGCGGCCAAAGCUACCUUACAACACAAGAACACCUACGAGCACUUGCUCAAUGAGACUAUUGGGCAGCUUGGUAUAUUAGAGCAGCGACUCAUCGUGCUCGAAUCGGCCAAUAUCAACAAGGAGACUCUGAUGGCCAUGGAACCGGCUAGCAAGGCCAUGAAGCGGAUCUAUGGAGGCCUCAUAAUAGAGAGGGAUGUGCCUAUGUGCAUUAUUAUCUUCCUCCCUUAUUGAGUUGCCUAUAAGGCUUAUUUUUACUAAUUCCAUAACCCAGAGAGACAUUUUAUGAGGAGAAUGCUAUAAGCGCUAUAAGUAAAGACUUUAAUAAGGUAGAAUUGGAUUAUGAGCUGGAUAAGUUAGAAAACGAGGUACUUAAUGCCUUGCUUCUAUAUAAUACCUAGGAACUAUUCUUAGGGUUAAGAUAGGGUUAAAUUAGGC
Fusarium redolens is the source of this 849-nucleotide messenger RNA. RefSeq lists its product as uncharacterized. Gene Ontology annotation, biological process: vacuolar transport. NCBI's taxonomy places the organism in Eukaryota, Fungi, Ascomycota, Sordariomycetes, Hypocreales, Nectriaceae. The transcript has 2 exons. The record is from RefSeq and is a predicted model, not a curated record. The coding region runs from base 196 to 645 and encodes 149 amino acids.